UGUUGUGUGAAUAUUCAAACUUUACCUGCCAAACUGAAGGAGCAUGUUGGGCCUCAGUCAUGCUAACAAAUGGCAGAGAAGAGGUGAUCAAAUCCUGUGUGUCCCUCCCAGAGCUCAAUGCUCAAGUCUUCUGUCACAGCUCUAACAACAUUACAAAGACCGAAUGCUGCUUCACAGAUUUUUGCAAUAAUAUUACCCUGCAUCUCCCAACGGCUGCAGCAUCUCCAAAAUUGCAAAAACUAGGACCAGUGGAGCUGACCAUAAUUAUUACCAUACCAGUUUGCCUUUUAUCUAUAGCUGCGAUGUUGACUAUAUGUACCUGUCAAGGACGUCAAUGCACUUAUAAAAAGAAAAAGAGGCAAAAUGUGGAAGAACCACUAAAUGAAUGCAACCUAGUAAAUGCUGGCAAAACUCUUAAAGAUCUUAUUUAUGAUAUGACUACAUCUGGGUCUGGAUCUGGUUUACCUCUAUUGGUCCAGAGAACAAUUGCAAGGACAAUUGUACUUCAGGAAAUAGUAGGAAAAGGUAGAUUUGGUGAAGUAUGGCAUGGCAGGUGGUGUGGGGAAGAUGUGGCUGUGAAAAUAUUUUCCUCAAGAGAUGAAAGGUCUUGGUUUCGUGAGGCAGAAAUCUACCAAACGGUUAUGCUGCGACAUGAAAACAUCCUUGGCUUCAUUGCUGCUGAUAACAAAGAUAAUGGAACUUGGACUCAGUUGUGGCUUGUAUCUGAAUACCAUGAGCAGGGAUCUUUAUAUGACUAUUUGAAUAGAAACACAGUGACAGUGGAUGGUAUGGUCCGAUUGGCACUUUCAGUAGCUAGUGGUCUGGCCCAUCUACAUAUGGAGAUAGUUGGAACACAAGGCAAACCUGCAAUUGCUCAUCGAGAUCUAAAAUCAAAGAAUAUCUUAGUGAAAAAAUGUGAAACUUGUGCCAUUGCAGACUUAGGACUAGCUGUGAAGCAUGAUUCAGUACUGAACACUAUUGACAUCCCUCAAAACCCCAGAGUGGGGACGAAGAGGUAUAUGGCUCCUGAGGUGCUUGACGAUACAAUGAAUAUGAAUAUUUUUGAAUCCUUCAAACGUGCUGACAUAUAUUCCCUUGGUCUGGUGUAUUGGGAAAUAGCACGGAGAUGCUCAGUUGGAGGAAUCACUGAAGAGUACCAACUGCCUUUCUACGACAUGGUGCCUUCAGAUCCCUCAAUAGAGGACAUGAGGAAAGUUGUUUGUGAACAGAAAUAUAGACCAAAUAUACCAAACCAGUGGCAAAGUUGUGAGGCACUCCGAGUAAUGGGUAGAAUAAUGAGGGAGUGUUGGUAUGCAAAUGGGGCAGCUCGCUUGACAGCUCUGCGUAUUAAGAAGACCAUUUCUCAACUUUGUGUAAAAGAAGACUCCAAAGUAUAAGUGAUUUUUGGUGUUAAAAAGGAAUCUUUUUAAAAAU
Molecule: messenger RNA, 1434 nt
Organism: Trichosurus vulpecula (common brushtail)
Lineage: Eukaryota; Metazoa; Chordata; Mammalia; Diprotodontia; Phalangeridae
Gene: ACVR1C
Product: activin A receptor type 1C
Exons: 8
Coding region: 60-1397 (445 amino acids)
Biological process (GO): nervous system development; protein phosphorylation; activin receptor signaling pathway
Cellular component (GO): activin receptor complex; plasma membrane
Molecular function (GO): ATP binding; activin receptor activity, type I
Source: RefSeq, a predicted model, not a curated record